UCACAUAUGGUAUUGGCAGGUAGUAAUACACUUACAAUUACAUAAGAUGUGCGGGAAAGAACGUUCGACUCAUAUCCAAAGUCGAGGGUUACUAAGAGAAAAAUCUCAAUGCCUUGGUUCGUUUAAAAACCCGAUCACUUUUAAAAAUCCUCACACUCAGUUCUUGAGUACCAGUGAAACCAAGAUGCAAAAGCUUUUGGUUGUUGCUUUUUUUGCCGUGGCCGCAUGUGUGGCUGAACCCAAGGCCAAUCAUGAGUCUCAUCGCAGAUCCUUUGGAUUCGGAGUUACUGGAGGUACUAGACCAGCACAAGUAGGAGGAUACGGAACCAAGCGAUCGGCUGAUGGAGAACCCAAUAUUGCUUCCCUGGCCGACCAUGAAUACGAUUCUUUUGACGUGGAGACACCUGCGAUCGCUUUGGGGGGGCACGACCAUAGUGACCACGGUGGUGGAUAUGCCAAUUCCAGGCGUGGACGUUACAUAUAUUGACACUAAGUGAUUAAUGAAUGAAAAUGAAAACCAUUUCCAUAUAACUAACAAGAUUUCAGAAAAUAAAAUUUGUUUUGAAUUACUCUACCACUCA
Tigriopus californicus is the source of this 581-nucleotide messenger RNA. RefSeq lists its product as uncharacterized. NCBI's taxonomy places the organism in Eukaryota, Metazoa, Arthropoda, Copepoda, Harpacticoida, Harpacticidae. The transcript is spliced from 2 exons. Bases 47 to 487 code for a protein of 146 amino acids. The record is from RefSeq and is a predicted model, not a curated record.